AUGUCGACAUGCUUGGGUGAUAACUCGAUCGGCCCAGCUGUCGUAGGCUGUCGCGGUGACUUUGACUUCACCAUCACUUUUGAGGAAACUAUCUUGUCGAUAUUACCCUCGGCGUGCUUCAUCUUCUUGGCAACGCCACGACUCUGGGUACUUUCUAAACGCCAAAACACCAAAGUGAAACGUCACGCGACCCAAUGGCUGAAAUCAGCCUUCCUGGUUGCCCUUGUCGCCUUGAAUCUGGGCAUGCUAGCUCUGGCUGCUACAUGGCGACCAAGGAAUCCCGUCAACAACAAAAUAGUCGCUGCAGGCGCCAUGUCUAGCGUGGCAGCCUUGCUACUCCUGCUUCUCUCCAACAUUGAACACAUGAAGAGCCAACGUCCCUCCAUACUCAUCAGUCUCUACCUUUCUCCAACGACCUUGUUCGAUGUCGCUCGCACAAGGACAUGGCGGCUCGAGUCUGGCGGGCGUUCAUACACUGCCAUCUUGACGGCCAAGACUGUCUUGCAGUUCACCGUUAUUCUUCUGGAAGCCAUGCCCAAAUUCCACUUGCUACGAGGCCAUGAAACGCACACGGAUACAAGCCCUGAAGAAACCAGCGGCAUAUUCUCGCUCGCCUUCUUCUACUGGCUUAACCCGCUGGUUUACAAGGGCUCAAAGAAAAUUCUCAAGUCGGAUGAUUUGUAUCCGCUUGACAAGCGCCUCUCGGUGAGCAACCCGCUCAAUGGCUUUAACAACUUGUCCGGUCGCUCCUUGAAACCUGAUUUAAGCAGCGUGACGCUGCUCUUCCGCCUCGUGCAAACCGUAGGGCCAUCACUUCUUAAGCCAGUCCCAGCACGGCUACUAUUGAUCGGGUUUUCAUUUUGUCAACCUUUCUUCAUUCAGCGGCUUACUAGUUUUCUCCAAGAAGAUGCAUCAUCCGUUGGGAGCAUUGGCGUGGGGCUCAUCGGGGCGAGUAUCCUUAUAUACUCUGGAUUGGCUUUAUCCACGUCCAUGUACUGGUAUUGCCAGUACCGAGUCCUGACCAGGUUUCGCGCGACCCUUGGCCAUAUCAUCUAUGACAAGAGUCUCCAGCUACCCACAGUAGAUGAUGGCGUCUUGACUGUGAUGAGCAUGGACGUUAAUCGCGUCUAUGGGGGUCUUCACAACGUUCAUGAGCUGUGGGCAAACACGAUUGAGGUCGCGCUCGCGGCAUGGCUACUGCAGAGACAGAUUGGGACUGCAUCCGUGACACCAAUUAUCAUUGUGGGCAUUUGCGUUAGCCUCACCGUUGCCGUUGGCAAGUUUGCCGCAAAGUAUCAAGGCGACUGGUCACAGAAGACGCAGGACCGUGUGAAACUUACAUCGAGCGUGAUUGCACAAAUCAAGGAGUUGGAGUUAUCAGGCAGGAGCACACAGAUAGCAGCUCUAAUGCAGCGUCUUCGCGAAGAUGAGCUAGACGCGGGCGCCAAAUUUCGUCUCCUUGGCACCGUCUCAACUUGCGUCGCCUUUGGACCUAUGCUGCUUGCCCCUGUUAUCACAUUUGCCUUCACUAGUAUCGGCCGAGGUCUCGACACCUCGCAGGUUUACGCCUCGCUGUCGUGCUUAACGCUACUUUCAAGCCCGCUCUCUCAGCUAUUUCAGACAGUCCCAUCAAUGUUGGCGUCUACUGCGAGCUUCAAGAGAAUCUACGACUUUCUUUCCAAGCCGAACCGAGCCGAAUACCGAAGCACCCUCCGUUCUGCCGGUGAAAAGGGGCAAGAGCAGGUCAUCUCAUUACGAGACGUCAGUUUUGGUUGGCAGGAAGACAAGUGGUCGCUAGUUAACCUCAACAUUGCAUUCUCUGACUCUCAGUUAUCCAUCGUCACAGGCCCCGUCGCGUCUGGAAAGUCAACGCUCUGUAUGGGUAUCUUGGGUGAAGUUCCUUUCGUUCAGGGUACAGUCAGCGUUCGACCGACCUGUUUUGGGCAAAUAGGCUUUUGCGGCCAAACCCCAUUUCUUACCAAUGAUUCUAUUCGCGCAAACAUCGUUGGCCCUGACCAAAAGUUCCAUGAACAGCGUUACAAGUCAGUCCUACAGGCGACUCUACUGGAUGUGGACAUUCGAAAUAUGUUGCAGCACGAUGAGACGUUAGUUGGAAGCAACGGAAUGAAUCUUAGUGGCGGCCAGAAACAGCGAGUAGCCUUGGCUCGCGCCUUAUAUCUCGACGCAACUCUCUAUGUUCUAGACGAUACGCUCAGCGGCCUCGACACGCAAACGUCCAAUGAGGUCACUCGGCGGCUUUUUGGGGCAGAUGGCAUCUUACGGACAAAAACAGUCAUUUGGUGCACUCACUCAACUGAAUACCUCUCGCUCGCGCAGCAGGUCAUCGUUCUAGGAAAGGAUGGCAAGGUGCAGAGUUGUGGUCCUUCCAAUGCCGAGGCAACUAGCCUUGUUGAAGAGAGCAUACUGGAUACCACAGAAAAACACGGCAUUUCGUCCUCUAGCAGUUCAAAUGGCGAACGGCCGGUGGUCAAGUCCACGGUCGAGGGAGACAAUGGCAAGCGACUACUCCGAAGCCGGCAUGACGGAAAGGUCUACACCCAGUAUAUCAAGGCUCUUCGUCCCAGAAUCUUGGUGUUAGCUCUUGUAACCGGAACCCUGUUCAGCUUUGGGUAUAAUUUUGGAACAGUGUGGGUAGGAUUCUGGGCCAAAAACUCGUUCCAUUGGCCCGAUGAUCAGUCUCAAGCAUUCUACCUUGGCCUUCUCGCCCUCUUCGAAGUGUUCGGCCUUGUUAGUCUCGCCGGCUUUCUCGGUAGUACGCAGAUGCAAAUGCCCAGACAAGCAGGUUCUGAGCUCCAUUUGAGGGCACUCAAGUGCUUAUUCAGUCUGCCAUUGACUUAUUUUAGUUCUGUAGACAAGGGUACAACGACGAACCUUUUCUCGCAAGAUAUGGGCAUGCUUGAUAACCAACUCGUAUUUGCUAUUUCCAAUACUUUACUAUCAGGAUUCACAGUCAUUGGGCAGCUAGUUGUCGUCGCUGUUGCAACACCGUACAUUGCCAUCGGAUACCCCUUUUUCUUUGGAGUCCUGUACUUGCUCCAGAACUACUAUCUCAAAACGUCGAGACAACUUCGAUUGCUGGACCUCGAGGCGAGAAGUCCUUUGUAUUCUAGGUUCCAGGACGUUGUCGCAGGUUUGAUUUCCAUCCGAGCAUUUCAGUGGAUGAAUCAAUACCAGAAAGCAUUUGACCUGUUCUUGAACCAGUCUUUACAGCCGGAUUAUCUGCUCGAUCUUGCCCAACAGUGGCUGACACUGAAUCUGAACCUGAUUGUUGGCAUCAUCGCCGUUGUAGUCACUUGCUUUGCCACACAAAUUGUGGCAUCAUCUCAUGCCGGACUUGUUGGCGCUAGUUUGGUGUCGCUCAUGACGCUCAGCGAAUUAGCAUGCGCAACCGUGCGAUCAUGGGUUCAGUUGGAGACCUCUCUUGGUGCAGUGAAGCGCCUGCAGGAUUUCGACGAUAAUCCUACUCGAGAGGCUGACCAAGGUAGGGACCCUCCAGUGGAUUGGCCAACGUCAGGACAAAUUACCAUUGAUGGCGUUUCGGCCGCUUAUGGCAGCAAGACAUCUGAGAACGCUUUGGUACUUCGUGACAUUCACCUCAGCGUCAGCGGUGGCGAGAAGGUUGCGAUUAUUGGCAGGACAGGAAGCGGAAAAUCAUCGCUUCUCCUCCUUCUUAUGCGGCUGCUCCAUACUACUCCUGACACCUCGGACAAGAUGACGGUCGACGGGAUUCAACUACAGCAUUUGAGCCCUCAGGCCCUGCGGCAGAGGAUCAUCGCUGUUCCACAGGAACUGAUGUUUCUGCCUGGCACGGAAACCUUCAGACAGCUCCUUGAUCCUGAUGGAAACCUAAGCGACGAGCAGUGUAGGACCGCUAUUGUCGAGGUUGGCCUAAACGAUCUUGUCGAGGACUUGGGUGGCUUAGACGCUCUGAUGUCUGAAGACAAAUUAAGCCACGGACAGAAACAGCUCCUAAGUCUUGCUGUAGCUGUGGCAAGAAAGCUGCGCAGAGAUCAAGCCGACAUGUCAAGAGACACGGAUACAGAAAAGGGCAGCAGUAGAGGCAUCUUGCUGCUUGACGAGGUGACAGCUAACGUGAAUUUCGAAACAGAGGACAAGAUGCUGGAAGUUAUCUUUCGCGUCUUUGGCGACUACACUGUGCUAAAUAUCACGCACCGACUCAGGUCUCUGCAUCAAUUUGACGCCGUGUACUCAAUGUCGGGGGGCAAGAUCAAUGCCAUCAAGGAUGCUGAGAGGCCAUUCAUGUAUACUUGA
This is a messenger RNA of Metarhizium brunneum ARSEF 3297, 4293 nucleotides long. Its product is annotated as ABC transporter FUM19. Gene Ontology annotation, molecular function: ABC-type transporter activity; ATP hydrolysis activity; ATP binding. The record is from RefSeq and is a predicted model, not a curated record. Gene Ontology annotation, biological process: transmembrane transport. Gene Ontology annotation, cellular component: membrane. Lineage: Eukaryota; Fungi; Ascomycota; Sordariomycetes; Hypocreales; Clavicipitaceae.